AUGGAGCACAUACACGGUCAACUUCCGAACCAUCCAUGUUCCACUCGCUGUUCGAGUGCAGACUAUGUGCCUAUUGUCCUCAAUCACUGUUCAUCGAACUGCAACAUUGCACAAUCUACAAAGACCCAAGAAAUCGCAAAGCUUCGCAAAACCCUUGAUUUACUCGAGGCUAAAGCUGACGCUCGACAAACCCGUGUCGUCAUUGCCAUGUCAGGGAUCGACGGGUUCUGCACCAACAUUGAUGGGCUCCAUGAAUUCUUCAGAGUUUAUGUCAAUAUCAUCAUUACAUUCAUCGUGUUUCACGGCCAGGAUCAACAUCAGCUCUAUUCGGCGAAAGCUCUGCUGUCAGCCAUUCAAGACAUCAAGGCUCAGACAGUCGUUCCGGAGAGCCCACCUCAUUUGUUUGUCCUACGCAUGAUUUCUGUCGCUAUCGGGAAAGAGAAACAUGCAGACAGCAACAGGGAUCUUCAACGAAUGCUUACCGAACGUCGAAACAGCGAGUGGGUCCCCUAUGAAAUCAGACGCCCGAAGGAGCCUGCCGAGGUCGAGGCCAUUGUUGGCACACUGCCCGAACAGAGUGGUGUGGUUCUUCGCUAUGGUCUUGAACGAAAUGACCAGGGGCGAUUCAUUUGUCCAUAUCAACCAUGUGCCACCAACUGCACCACAAAUGACAAUAUCAUCAUCCACUUGAUCAGCCAUUGCCGCACCCAAAGUAAAUGCGUGCUCUGCCCCAUUCAUCUAAUCGGCGACUUCUCCGCUGGGAACUUUAAAGACAGUCCAAACUCUGCAUUCGUCAUCAGCCUCAAGGAACACCUGCUGCACCAUUUGCCCCCAACAUACUUCUGCUUGCAUGAAGGUUGCCACAGGUCAUAUCAUACGUCAGCCGAGCUCAAGAGACACGGAGCCUACCACAAAGACUCGAACGACGAGAUGUUACCAUGCCCAAACUGCGGGAAACUCCAAAAGAAGAAGUCUCUGUCCCGUCACAUGGGGUUGUGUUCAGCCGAUGAAGCCACGAAGAAGCUAUAUGAGUGCGCCAUAUGCAACGGAGUCUUUCCUAAUGCUACUAAGCUCAACAAUCACAUCCGCAAUGCUCACCAUCGGAGAGAUGAAAUCAUAGGCAUCGCGGCUAAUUCAGGACUCCUCAAUGCCGGCAUUCCGGGUUUGGGAUUGGACGCGUCUGCUGCCAUACAGGACGCCGUCGAUAAUAUACAAUCCGCCCCAACGCAAGAACAUGGUAGCAACUUCUCAAAGGUUGAAAUCUGGCCAGCAAAAGCGAAAGCGAACGGUCUCCGCACCUCCGACCCUGUUCGUUCUCUUUUCCCCGGAAAGUGA
Messenger RNA from Fonsecaea nubica, 1335 nucleotides. RefSeq lists its product as hypothetical. The record is from RefSeq and is a predicted model, not a curated record. Gene Ontology annotation, biological process: regulation of transcription by RNA polymerase II. The transcript has a single exon. NCBI's taxonomy places the organism in Eukaryota, Fungi, Ascomycota, Eurotiomycetes, Chaetothyriales, Herpotrichiellaceae. The coding region runs from base 1 to 1335 and encodes 444 amino acids. Gene Ontology annotation, molecular function: chromatin insulator sequence binding. Gene Ontology annotation, cellular component: chromosome.